GUGCAAGGUACAGGCAUGCAGGAGCAGUGUGUGAGAGAGUAUUUCUGAACUAAUUACGUCCAGGUCUGAGGCAGAAGGAGCUGACAUGUCACAGUUCUCAGUGCAAGUUACAACAAGAGACUUUCAGCCGCAAGAUCGUAGCAGCAUUGCGGACUGCUGCACUGAGGAAAGAAACUUCAGCGCAGGGCCCUGAGUCUUUUGCUGUUGAGACGAUCUGAGCUGACCACUGCAUACUCUUAAGGUGUGAGACCCAUCCUGGCGGACCUGUGUUCUGGUAGCUGCUGUUCAGUGAGAGCUUGCUGACCCUCCCUGUGUGGAUUGUUAUUAAAGCUGGUUGGCUGCUGAUUCUGAGGUGACUCAAGCAGAGAAGAAUGUUCUCCUUCAAGCGAGAAGACAGCAGCACCCAGCGACUCUGCUGAGAGUAGAAGAUGCUGGUGCUGCUUGACGGGCCCCGAAUGUGGCAGCUCCUGACGGGCAGAGGCUGGUGCCAAGCGUGGUGGGGAUCGCAGGGGGGAAGUGUGCAAGGUCCACUGAUGUGAGGCUGAGCUGAUUGUGUGGUCCUGCCUCUGAGGACAGAGCUGGAGGUGCAGGGCUGUUCACUGGGGCACGGGAGGAUGUUGCAAGCGCAGUGCAAGCUGACUGCAAACAAGUGUGCCUGCUGCCACCCAGCUGGUGAACGGGCUGAGCCUGCAGUGACUGAACAGGUAAAUAUUACCGGGGCUUUACAGGUUAAACUGAAGAGACUGACUGAGGGCCGGGCGGCUUGUAUCCGGAAGGAGGCCGACCCCUGUGACGCGGUUGGAUUCUCCAGGAAACCGAUGGUGGCUACCCUGCCGGGAUCUUUUGGUAACAGAUCAAGACGUCCCAGGAGCAUCUGUGUCCCAGGGGACAGGAUUGGAUUACAGCUAGAGCUGGAAUCAGCAGGACUAUACGGAGCAAGAGGGAUUGAUCUCGAGUCACAGUCUGAAAGGGAACUUUCGUCGCAGGAUGGUGAAGCAGCAGUAUCUGUACGUGCUGGCAGGAAGGAGUUACAUAGACCUCUCAGUAUGAGUUUCCUUGAGACAUACAAAACUUCUUCACAAGGCGAGGCCAAGUCUGCAGCUGCUGUUGAAACUCCGCAGACCAACAGGGUCACCAGGUCUGAUAGUGGCCGUUUCCUACGAACAGGCUAUCGAUGGUCCAGUCAGAGACGGGCAGGCUCAUCUGCGAAAACUGGAGGUGCAAAAGAGACAGCAACAGAUCUCAAGACCCAAAAUUCCAAGGUAUUAUUCAAAUCACUGAGGAGAAGCUUGAGUUUCCGGCUGAAGAGGGUGCCCGAGACAAAGGAGCCCGAGGGCAGCAGGGUCAGAACACAGAGUGUUGGAGACUCUUUUCCACAAAGACCGCUGCCCCACGCCUGUGAGUCGCAAAAGCACGAGGAAAGCAAGAAUUGGCCGGAGCAGACACCACCUUUACCUGGCAGAGGGAAUUCUGCAAAUUCCCCAAAAGCAAACUCUGAGCAAAGCAGCUGGUGGAAGAUCCUGACUGCCCACUUUCGCAAAAAGCACUUUUUUGGCUUCAAAGAACCACAGAAAACUGAUCAAUUACAAUCAGAGAGACAGAACAAUGGCUGGACUUCCUUAACUGAGGGCCAAUGUAGGAGUAGUGAGUCUCUCACUGUUGUUGGAGCGAGGGUCAGAGGUGAAGUGCCAUCAUUGGAAGAUUCAUUUGUGAACAGUCAAGAGUGGACGCUGAGCCGGUCUGUCCCAGAACUAAAAGUGGGAAUUGUAGGGAACCUGUCAAGUGGAAAAUCUGCUCUAGUUCACCGAUAUUUGACUGGAACCUAUGUGCAGGAGGAGUCACCUGAAGGUGGUCGGUUUAAGAAAGAGAUUGUGGUUGACGGACAGAGCUACCUCCUGCUGAUUCGGGAUGAAGGGGGUCCUCCUGAGGUGCAGUUUGCAGCGUGGGUUGAUGCCGUCAUCUUUGUCUUCAGUCUGGAGGAUGAAAUCAGCUUUCAGACAGUUUACAAUUAUUACAUGCGACUCUCUACCUACCGGAAUACAGCUGAGAUUCCGAUGGUGCUCGUGGGUACACAAGAUGCAAUCAGUGCCACAAACCCUCGGGUCAUUGAUGAUGCCCGUGCACGAAAGCUAUCCAAUGACUUGAAGCGGUGCACAUACUACGAGACGUGUGCUACCUAUGGACUGAAUGUGGAACGGGUUUUCCAGGAUGUGGCGCAGAAGAUUGUAGCAUUACGGAAGAAGCAGCAGUUAUCGAUCGGACCUUGCAAGUCACUGCCAAACUCCCCCAGUCAUUCCUCUGUUCCCAAUGCCUCUAUCCCGUCUGUGCACAUCAACCAGGCUGCUAAUGGAGGAGUCUUCAGUGAUUACUCCUCAUCAGUCCCAUCCACGCCAAGUAUGAGCCAGAAGGAACUACGAAUUGAGCCAAUCGCCGCCUCCAGUACUCCCACCCCCAUCCGCAAGCAGUCCAAACGUCGCUCAAACAUAUUUACAUCUCGCAAAGGCACUGACACAGACAAGGACAAGAAGAGCCUCGAUGGUAAAACAGACAAUAUCGGAAGUGGACGAGCAAUCCCCAUCAAACAGGGAAUUCUCCUGAAGCGGAGUGGAAAAUCACUCAACAAAGAGUGGAAGAAGAAGUAUGUCACACUCUGUGACAACGGUGUGUUGACCUACCAUCCCAGCUUACAUGAUUACAUGCAGAAUGUUCACGGUAAGGAGAUCGACCUCCUGCGCACAACGGUCAAAGUCCCGGGGAAACGGCUCCCACGUGCCUCAGCUGGGAAUGCUCCUGGAGCCAGCCCCAAGACCAACGGCCUCACCAAGGACAGGAGCAAUCUGCAGCUGGCAGCUAGUCAAGAUGUGGAAGAAAGCUACGAGUUCGUCAUUGUCUCGCUGACUGGGCAGACGUGGCACUUUGAGGCUUCAAGUUCUGAAGAGAGGGAAUCGUGGGUCCUGGCCAUCGAGAGUCAGAUCUUUGCCAGCCUCCAGUCUUGUGAAAGCAGCAAAAAUAAGUCCCGACUGGGGAGCCAGAGUGAUGCCGUAGCCAUCCAGUCCAUCCGGAACGUGCGAGGAAACAGCUUCUGCGUUGACUGCGAUGCACCCAAUCCUGACUGGGCGAGUUUGAACCUCGGAGCCUUGAUCUGCAUUGAAUGUUCAGGUAUCCAUCGGAACCUGGGUACGCACUUGUCGCGGGUGCGCUCCCUGGACCUGGAUGACUGGCCGGUUGAGCUGAUCAUGGUGAUGACCGGCAUUGGGAACGCCAUGGCUAACAGCGUGUGGGAGGACUCAACACAGGGGCUGGUUAAACCCACCCAGGACAGCAGUAGAGAGGAAAAGGAGCGCUGGAUCAGAGCAAAGUACGAACAGAAGCUGUUACUGGCUCCACUGCCGCAGUCUGACAUUCCCCUGGGCCAGCAGCUGCUCCGAGCUGUGGUGGAGGAUGAUCUGCGUCUGGUUGUCCUGCUCCUGGCUCACGGUACAAAGGAAGAGGUGAAUGAAACGUACGGGGAUGGCGAUGGGCGGACAGCGCUGCACCUCUCCUCCGCCAUGGCCAAUGUUGUCAUCACCCAGCUCCUGAUUUGGUACGGAGUGGAUGUGAAGAGUCGAGACGCACGAGGACUGACGCCGUUAGCCUACGCUCGUCGGGCAGGAAGCCCAGAGUGCAUCGAGAUUCUCACACAGCACGGCUGUCCCAGCGAUAACUUUAUCCCAAUCCCGACUCCAAAUCUGUCGCGCAGGAACACCAACGUGAAUAACAACUCACAGUCCGAGCUGUAUCGAAGUGCCAGCAUCAUCUAAUGUAGCAACACUGGUCCCAGCCCCGCUCUGUCACAGCUCCCCCUCAGCCCCCCUCGUAUCCCACCACCGACUGCUGGAGCCUCUUCUGCCACCGGCUGAUGCAGGCAGUGUCCUGUGCUCUCUGCCGGACUUGGGCUGCACCAACCUCUGAGUCAGCGCUGGACACGCACAAGUGGCUGCGAAGGCAACAUGGAUGUCUGGAGGGGCUCAGUACUGUAAGCAGUGGGGUGGCACCGUCUCACCCACAACCUCCCCCCUCCCGUCCUGCCCCAGUAAAGGGCGCAAGUCACUGAGGAGCGGCGGGGCUCACUCGUCGACACUACUGACAUCACUGACAUGGGGGGUGUGGGGUGAAGAGGCUGAGAGAGAGGAGGGGGCAAGGUUAGGUGAUAUAGGGGAGAACGACUCAGUCCAGUGAGAUAGGACACAGGUGGGGUUACCCUGGGUGUGAAGGGGUGAGUUCUGUUAGACCCUGCUACCCUGCUGUCUACCCUCCCACUCGCAAAGUCCAGGAUUCUCCAUGAACCCACCCCAGCCCCAGAUGCCAUGCCAGAGUCUCCCUGGUACACUCCAUCCUCUCAGAACAGGUCUGUAUGGUGGAAUCUAUUACCCCUUACCCCACUCACCAUCCUUCCCCCAUUGAUACCCCCUCACCCUGACUCCCUGCUACCCUCUCCUUACUGCUGCAUGAGUACGUGGGGUUGGGACUCCUCCAUCAGUGACCUGAUGACCACUCUGUGGUUGGUGAGAAGAACCACACCAAGCAGGUCAGUCUACAUCCUACCAGGGCAGGGUGACGUUAGAGACAGUGGUUCAGACACACUCAGGACAUCUCACUCCUGUCCCUGUGAAAGAGCCUCUGGCACUAAUGUAUCCUGAAUAAUAGUCUGCCCUGGGUUGUGAUUGUGUAGCUUGUCAGUGACACCGGCGCUGUGUGGGAACGGUGAGACUCACUCUACACACUUGCUGUAGAAUCUCAAUACUCGCGCUGCAUGGGCACAUACCCUGUGCAUGCCCACUCUUUGAACACUCAUUCCACAUGCACAUUGCAAACUCGCUAUGCACGCUCAGUGACGCGGUGAAGCCAGUGGAGGGCACAGACUUGUUUUCCUCAGCUAUGGGCUGUAGGAUGAAUCAGCUGGCUUCUGCCCCUUUCUCAGCCCAAGUUCUUCACCUACGCUGCACUCAGCUUGUGUCCUCCGACUCUCUGUGCCUGAGUGUACGUAGGGGAGUGCAACUGAAUCUGUGUGCAAAGAUAAAUGAGGAGCGAGAGCGAUUGCAUGAACAAAGUUUGAAACGUUAGAAUGAAGAAUUAGUCAAAUGCUUCAAUCAGGAUCAAGAUACUUUGAAUUAAAUUACAGCCCCAGAGUAGUCCCCCCCCUCAAUCUCUAGCUGUCCCUCAAUCUUCCUUGGGGUGUGAAGGGGUAUCCCCUUGAGCCCGUGGGGUAGCUCUCCUAGGCUCAACCCUCUCACCUUGAGAGGCAGCACCUUGCCUUGUGGGCUGUACGCUGCUCUGCCCAAGGGUGUAAGCUCCCGGCACAGACACUGCCAGUGAGACAGAGCUUUGACAGACUGUUCAGAUCCAAGCAGACACCCAGCGCUAGAAUGGGCAUUCCUCUGGGUCUGCCAUCACUGAGUACAAUUACUGGCAGAUACAGAGGUGCCACACCCUGGAGUGAAUGUCUGGCAGUCGGCUCUAGGUACAAAUACAAAUGAAUUAUUGCUGUGGGUACAGACACUGCCUGGCCUUGGAAAAGCAUGUAUGGACGCCACCCAGCCAUGGGCUCAGUGUGGGUACGGACGCUGUCCAGCAAUACAGGGAAGGAGGUCUCCUAGGUUGAUUACCCAAGCCCUAUAAUCAUACUGCUGUCCAUUCACUGGCCUAUGCUGGUCAACGUAUAAACACCUCAUUAUGUGUUCCACCUCACUCCCCCCCCCCCCCCCCCCGCCCACUACUUGUACCCAUCCUGCCACAGUGCUGGUUCAGUCGCCAAUGCCGCCCUCUUCUAGUUAUACCUCAGCUGCUGGAUAGAAUCUGGGUGUCAGGGCUCCCAGGGAAAGAGAGUCAAUGCUGUUGAAGUCAACACAGUAACCUAGGGGUCGUCUUUCUCUACCCUCCCCCCUUCCCAUCAUUCCUGGACCAUGGUUAAGGGUCGGCUAACCAUAGUGAAUUGUCUGUUAACUCUCUUCUGUCUGAAUCAGUCACCGUUAACAGUUGUGGAUGAACUUGCACUCAAAUACUGUGUGUGAGCUUCUGUUAACCCUUCAAUCCUCUGGUUUUUAUUCCAAGGUAGCGUGAUGUACUGGAAUCAUCGUACAAAACACUAAAAUCUCUUACACUUUAGAAAUUAGUUUGGUAUUACCGUAUUUAAACAUCACUCACCAUAACGGUACUUGUGUAUAAUAUGUAUAUUCGAAAUAUUUAUAUUUCCGGCUGUAAAUAUUGUUUGGAUGUGCUGUGUUCAGUUUUUGCUCUAUGCUUGGACAGUUCUGACAUAUCCAUACACAGCGUAAUAAAACAGCAGCUGUGCUCAGUU
This is a messenger RNA of Hypanus sabinus (Atlantic stingray), 6337 nucleotides long. RefSeq names its product arf-GAP with GTPase, ANK repeat and PH domain-containing protein 3-like. Bases 615 to 3800 code for a protein of 1061 amino acids. The record is from RefSeq and is a predicted model, not a curated record. Lineage: Eukaryota; Metazoa; Chordata; Chondrichthyes; Myliobatiformes; Dasyatidae. Gene Ontology annotation, cellular component: nucleus. The transcript is spliced from 16 exons. Gene Ontology annotation, molecular function: protein binding; GTPase activator activity; GTP binding.